Messenger RNA from Spodoptera exigua (beet armyworm), 5118 nucleotides. Lineage: Eukaryota; Metazoa; Arthropoda; Insecta; Lepidoptera; Noctuidae. The record is from the annotation of a GenBank genome assembly.
AAGCGCGCGAGCUCACGUCGCGUCGCGCUAAGAUGGCGCCGGCCGCUUCACUAUUUACCACAUUUAUAUCCCUAAUACUGUCCGCAACCGCACAGGAUUACUACCACACGCCCCGAAUUGGUUCGAAACAACUAGCUUCAUGUUACAAUAGUGAAGGAGUACCUCAAAGAUGUAUACCGGAGUUCGAGAAUGCAGCCUUCAUGGUUCAGAUGGAAGCAACGAACACCUGUGGUGACAAUGGCAUGAAAGUCUACUGUAUUCAGACUUCUUACGGAACCUCCACUAGGUCAUGUGACAGCUGCCAGCCGGGACAGUUCUCAAGCUACUAUCUGACUGAUCUCCAUUAUGAACAGGACAACCAGACGUGGUGGCAAUCGGAGACCAUGAAGGAAGGGAUCCAAUAUCCUAACCAGGUCAACUUGACACUGCACUUGGGUAAGGCCUAUGACAUUACUUACGUGAGGAUUGUAUUCUACUCGCCGAGACCUCAAAGUUUCGCCAUCUACAAGAAAACAUCAGAAGAAAGAGAUUGGGAGCCCUUCCAAUACUUCAGUGCCUCCUGCCGUGACACCUACGGAGUUCAAGAACAAAGGGCUGCAGAGUUAGGAGCAGAAACCCGUGCUCUUUGCACCAGUGAAUACUCCGAUAUCUCGCCCCUAUCUGGAGGAAACGUCCUCUUCUCCACUCUUGAAGGUCGGCCUUCAGCGUUCAUUUUUGACAACAGUCCUGAGUUACAGGAAUGGGUAACUGCCACCGACCUUCGAAUUUCCCUGGACCGUCUGAACACUUUUGGUGACGAGAUCUUCGGAGAUGUCCAAGUGUUGCAGUCUUAUUGGUACGCUAUCGCUGACGUGGCUGUGGGUGCAAGAUGCAAGUGUAACGGUCACGCUUCUGUCUGCGAAACCCAAGAACUGCCUGAUGGCACCAGAACUAGAGCUUGCAGAUGUGAGCACAACACCGCUGGUCGGGAGUGUGAAAGAUGUUUAGACUUCUACAAUGACGCGCCUUGGGGCAGAGCCUCGCCGACCAACGUGCACGAAUGCAAGGCUUGUAACUGCAAUGGAUUCUCCAACAAGUGUGAGUUCGACAAGGACUUGUAUGAGCGCACGGGACACGGUGGUCGGUGCAUCGACUGCGCAGAGAACAGAGAUGGCGCCAACUGUGAGAGGUGCAAGGAAAACUUCUUCCAAGGAUCUGGAGACAUUUGCUUACCCUGCAACUGUAAUCCUACUGGAUCACGCAGCCUUCAGUGUAACGCGGAAGGCAAGUGUCAGUGCAAGCCUGGAGUGACGGGAGAUAAGUGUGAUGUCUGCGCACCGAACCACUACGAGUUCACAAACCAGGGCUGUAAGCCUUGUGGAUGUAACGAGUCUGGUUCUUACGCCAACACACCACAAUGUGACCCACAAACCGGCGUGUGUUUGUGCAAACAGAACGUGGAAGGAAGACGUUGUAGAGAGUGUAAACCAGGCUUCUUCAACCUGGAUAUCAGCAAUGACUUUGGAUGCACGCCAUGCUUCUGUUUCGGACACUCCUCGCAGUGCAGCUCAGCUCCCAAGUACCAAGCGCACGAGACCAGCGCUCAUUUCAUAAGAGACGCUGAAAAGUGGAUGGCAGAAGAUGAACAGGAAAGACCAGCUAAGCUUCAGUUUAAUGCCAACACUCAAAAUAUUGCCGUUGCAUCACAAUCAUCGGAAACAUUAUACUUCAUCGCUUCAAGUCAGUUCCUGGGUGAUCAAAGACCUUCUUACAACCAUGACUUGAAAUUCUCACUGCGACUUGGUGAAGUUAGAGGUUACCCGUCGGCUACUGACAUUAUAUUGGAAGGUCCACGAUCCUCCGUAUCAGUGAAUAUUUACGCACAAAACAACCCGGAACCUACCAAUCAGGCUCAAGAAUACACCUUCAGGCUCCACGAGGAUCCUCGAUACGGCUGGUCUCCAACCCUCUCAAACUUCGAGUUCAUGUCCCUCCUCCAAAACCUGACGGCUAUCAAGAUCAGAGGAACCUAUAACAAGCCUGGAGAGGGCUACCUGAUGAACUUCAAGCUGGAAACUGCGAAGAUUGGACGAGAGAAAGGAUCAGCUCCAGCCAAUUGGGUUGAAAAGUGUUCCUGUCCCAAGGCCUAUGUUGGGGAUUACUGUGAGGAGUGCGCACCUGGAUUCAAACAUGAACCAGCUAAUGGAGGACCCUACUCGACUUGUAUACCUUGUGACUGUAAUGGACAUGCCCAUAUUUGUGACACUGCUACUGGUUUUUGUAUCUGUAAACACAACACCACGGGCAGCAACUGCGAGCUCUGUGCCAAGGGUUUCUAUGGUAACGCAAUCGCUGGAACCCCAGACGACUGCAAACCCUGCCCGUGUCCUAAAGACAGUGGAUGUAUCCAGCUCAUGGAUGGAAGCAUCGUGUGUACUGACUGUCCUGAGGGCUAUGCUGGACCAAAAUGCGAAGUCUGUGCUGAUGGUUACUUCGGAGACCCCACUGGACAGUUUGGACCCCCGAAACAAUGUGAACUGUGCCAGUGUAAUGGCAAUGUAGAUCCUAAUGCUGUUGGCAACUGUAAUAGAACAACUGGAGCUUGUCUCAAAUGUAUCUACAAUACGGAUGGUGAACAUUGUGACAAGUGCUUAAGUGGUUUCUUCGGCGACGCUUUGGAUCCUAAGAAGAAGGGUGACUGCAAACCCUGCCAGUGUCAUGAAGCUGGUACAGUGGAGAGUGCUGAGGGUCCUCCUCAGUGUGACGGCCUCACUGGCUUGUGUUCUUGUCAUCCACACGUUAUUGGAAGGAACUGUGAUAAGUGUGAGGACGGCUACUACAAUAUCAACUCAGGAACCGGUUGUGAGCCCUGCGAGUGUAACCUUGAGGGGUCGUUCAACAGCACCUGUGACCCCUACGACGGACAAUGUUACUGCAAACCUGGCAUUGAUGGUAAACACUGUGAUCGCUGUCGUGCGUACCACUACGGGUUCUCAGCUGACGGUUGCAGAGACUGUGACUGUGACGAAUGGGGAUCCACAAACUACCAGUGUGACAUGUCCGGACAGUGUUCCUGCCAAGAGAAUGUCGAAGGACGACGCUGUGACAGGUGUAUGGAGAACAAGAAACGUCGUGCCGAUGGACAAGGCUGUGAGGACUGUCCUCCUUGCUACAACCUCGUUCUGGAUGCCGUGAACCAACAUAGAAGGGAGUUGAAAGAACUUGAUGAUAUUCUAGCAAAGAUAUCGAAGUCUCCGACGGUAGUUGAGAAUGCAGACUUCGACAAUGAGCUGCAACAAGUGAGGGGUGACAUCGAGCGGUUGGUGCAGGACGCUCAGGCCGAGUUAGGCAAUGGACCUGGAGCAAGCCUUACCAACAACCUUGCUGAACUGGCAGAAAGACUCGCUGACGUCAGGAACAUGCUGUUCAAGAUUGAAGACGAGAGCUAUGAUGGUAAUGAAGCCGUUGAGAAGAGCAAGGGUAACGUCUCCAAAGCAGAAGAUACCAUCGAAGCUGCACAGAAGGAAAUCAACAGUGCCCUGGAGUAUAUGGAUGGCGAAGGAGCUGCAGCGUUAUCUAAGGCUCGCAACAGGUCGGACCAAUUCGGCAAACAAUCAGUCGAUAUGUCAGCUCUUGCGAAGGAGUCUAGACUGCUAGCAGAAAAGUUGGAAAAUGAAGCGAAGAACAUUCGAGAAAUAGCUGACAAAGCGUUCAACACAUCUAUAACAGCUAACAGAAUUGCUAAAGAUGGGAUCACGAAGCAAGCUAACAUUAGUAACGAAGUACAAAUCUUGACAAACGAACUGAAUGCAGCGUCAGGAAAGUUGAAUAGUAUGACUGAAUUGGCUGACCAGGCACUCAAGAGAGCCAAGGAUGUAUACGAUGAAGCUCUUGGAUUAUACGCCGAGGUGAACACGACACUGUUGCCAGAUAUCAAAAUAAGUAAAUUAAAGGAAACAGCUAGGGAAAUGAACAAAACGAUCGACGAGAAAUCCGCUGAGUUGGAACGUUUGGUAGCAGACAAUGAGAAUACGUUGGAACAGCUAGAGAAUGCCAUAAAACAGGGUCGUGGUCUUCUAGACCAAGGACACGAAAGACAGGAUGAGUUGAAUGAUCUUCUCGCGAAACUCGAUGAGCUGCAGGAACAGGCCAGAAAUGACGUAGAACUGACCAAUCAAACGCUGAAAGACGCUAAUGAAAUCUACAAAACUUUGAAAGAGUUCAGUGACCAGGUGACUGAAUCGCGUCAGUUAGCGGAGCAAGCAGCUCUGGACGUGCCUGCGGUGCAAGCGAAGAUUGCCGCGGCAGAUGACAGCAUUAACAGCAUCACGGAACAACUGUACACUGCUAGUGACAAGGCCAAGGACGCUCGGGACUUGGCACAGAAGGCGCAGAAGGAAUUUGCUGAUAAAGCAUCAGAAGCGGCGUUUGAAGUCAGGAAGAAAUCUUCGGCAUCUAGGUCUGAAGCGUCUAAACUUAGAUUCGAAGCUGAGAAACUGUCCACUCGAGUACAAGAAACUGCAACGCAAAUUGGAAACUUAGAGAAAGAGGCUGCGGAGAACAUGCAGCUUACCAGGGACGCUAAAAUGAAGGUUGGCCAAGCAAACACUGAUGCCAGAGAGGCGGAGAAACAAGUGUCUAAAGGCCUGGAGGACUUGAAGGUCAUCAUGGAUGAACUGCAGAACUUGCCCACGCUGGAUGAUCAGGCACUAGACCGGCUUCAGGAGAGCUUGGACAAGGCGGAGAGUGACCUCAUAGCGGUUGAUUUGGAUGGCAAGAUCAAGAGUCUGACUGAAGCCAAGAAUAACCAUCAAAGGUGGAUGAAACAAUACGAGGAUGAGCACAGCCAUCUUCGUUUGGAAGUAGACAAUAUCAAGGAGAUUUUGGACCAGCUCCCAGAGGGCUGUUUCAAGAGGAUCGUGUUGGAACCCACCGAAGGCCCCAGUCGAGCGGCCAGCUUCAGAUAAACUGAUAACUAGACAGAAGACUCCAACAACAUGAAGUAAAAACGAGGAAACAAAGACAAAGGUUUGGUAUCCUAUAUCUAGCUAAAAGUCGAAAAUGUACUGAAAUUUAACAAUCUGUUUUCCGCCCUUAAGUUCUACCAAUAAGCAUGUCGUUGUAUCGUAAGAGAAUAUG